CCGCAACCUUGUCUGAUGUGAUCAUUAACCUUCUUGGAAAACGCAGCUGGCAGUUCUCUGAGGUUUGUCAUUAGAAUGUGAAGACAGCCACACAGAAAUUGCACAGACUAUUUACAGAUCGUUUGGUUUACACUGAGAGCCAUUGCUUCACUUUUGUGCGGUAGGAAAAUGAGAUUUCAGAAAUUCCUUUUUGCAUUUUUUAUUUUUAUUAUGAGUCUUCUCCUUAUCAGCGGACAGAGACCAGUUAAUUUGGCCAUGAGAAGAAAAUUGCGCAAACACAAUUGCCUUCAGAGGAGAUGUAUGCCUCUCCAUUCACGAGUACCCUUCCCCUGAGGUAUUUCUGACAGAAAAUAGUUUUGCUACAUUUAUGCAAUGUUCCAAGAUAGAUAUACCAGAGAAUGUUUAUUCACAGUUUGUAAUAUGUGGUAAUGGCUUGUGGUGAUGUCAAGGCUUAUGAGAUACAUACCAAUAAAUGAAAGAGUGAAAUG
Sapajus apella (tufted capuchin) is the source of this 488-nucleotide messenger RNA. RefSeq names its product apelin receptor early endogenous ligand (gene APELA). Gene Ontology annotation, biological process: apelin receptor signaling pathway; heart development. The transcript has 2 exons. Lineage: Eukaryota; Metazoa; Chordata; Mammalia; Primates; Cebidae. Gene Ontology annotation, molecular function: apelin receptor binding. The record is from RefSeq and is a predicted model, not a curated record. Bases 169 to 333 code for a protein of 54 amino acids.